AAACCCUUCUCAAUUCCAAGGGUUUUUCACUCUCCAUUUCCACUCUCUCUCUUCUCUCUCUCUCUCUCUCUCUCCCUCUCUCUCUCUCUACAGAGGAGGCAGGAACAACAAGAGAUAACGCUUCCCAUUCCCACCCUCGAUAAUGGCUCCUGUGCUCAGCAGAACCAUAGCCACUACCUCCAUAGCUUCCCUCCCUUCAUCCCCUUUCGCUCCCCCAAGGUCUUCCCCCACCCUCAAAACCGCUUUUCUCCCACCGCAGCCCGGUGGCAGAAAAUCCUUCCCCUCCGCCGCCGCGUUGAAGUGUAGACACCGCGGCAGUAGAACGAACAGGCUCGCUGUCCGCUGUGAUGCUGCUGUUGCCGAGAGAGAAGAGGCCACUGGCGAGAAGUUUGAGUACCAGGCUGAGGUGAGUCGCUUGAUGGAUUUGAUUGUUCACAGUCUUUAUAGCCACAAGGAAGUUUUCCUUAGAGAACUUGUGAGUAAUGCUAGUGAUGCUUUGGACAAGUUGAGAUUCUUAAGUGUAACAGAGCCCUCUUUGCUUGGAGAGGCUGGAGAAUUAGAGAUACGCAUCAAGCCUGACCCGGACAAUGGAACUAUUACGAUAACUGAUACUGGUAUUGGAAUGACUAAGGAAGAGCUUAUUGAUUGUCUUGGAACUAUUGCCCAGAGUGGUACCUCUAAAUUUUUGAAGGCACUUAAGGAAAACAAGGAUCAAGUAGCAGAUAAUGGUUUGAUUGGUCAAUUUGGUGUUGGAUUCUACUCUGCUUUUCUUGUUGCUGAUAGGGUUGUUGUUUCUACAAAGAGCCCGAGAUCAGAUAAGCAAUUUGUGUGGGAAGCAGUAGCUGACAGCAGCUCUUAUGUUAUAAGGGAAGAAACUGAUCCUGAAAAGCUUCUUCGUCGUGGUACAGAGAUUACACUCUAUUUAAGACCUGAUGAUAAGUAUGAAUUCUCAGAGCCAUCCAAAAUUCAGGGUUUGGUGAAGAAUUACUCACAGUUUGUUUCCUUCCCCAUCUACACAUGGCAAGAAAAAUCAAGAACUGUGGAGGUGGAAGAGGAAGAACAGCCUAAAGAAGGGGAAGAACCAAAAGAAGAGGGGGAGAUAAAGAAGACAAAGAAGACUAAAACUGAGAAGUAUUGGGACUGGGAACUAGCCAACGAAACAAAGCCAAUAUGGAUGCGGAGUCCAAAGGAAGUUGAAACGGAUGAGUACAAUGAGUUUUACAAAAAGGCUUUUAACGAAUUCUUAGAACCACUUGCAUAUACUCACUUCACUACUGAGGGUGAGGUUGAGUUCAGAAGUGUUCUAUAUAUUCCAGGAAUGGGACCUCUUAACAAUGAAGAAGUAGUGAACCCUAAAACGAAGAACAUACGCCUGUUUGUUAAGCGUGUGUUCAUCUCGGAUGAUUUUGAUGGCGAGCUGUUUCCUCGAUACUUGAGCUUUGUGAAGGGUGUGGUUGAUUCAAAUGACCUUCCUCUCAAUGUUUCUCGGGAGAUCCUUCAGGAAAGCAGAAUUGUCAGAAUAAUGAGAAAGAGACUUGUCAGAAAGGCAUUUGAUAUGAUUCAAGAUAUCUCUGAAAGAGAAAAUAAGGAGGACUACAAGAAAUUCUGGGAGAACUUUGGUAGGUUCCUGAAGUUGGGUUGCAUUGAAGACAGUGGAAAUCACAAGCGCUUAACACCACUAUUGAGGUUUCACACUUCCAAAAGUGAGGAUGAACUUAAAAGCCUAGAUGAUUAUGUUGAAAACAUGGGUGAAAACCAAAAUGCUAUCUAUUACCUAGCAACUGACAGCUUGAAAAGUGCAAAGACUGCUCCAUUUGUAGAGAAAUUGCUUCAAAAAAAUAUUGAGGUUCUUUAUUUGGUUGAACCUAUUGACGAGGUUACUAUUCAAAACCUACAAACAUACAAAGAAAAGAAAUUUGUUGAUAUCAGCAAGGAGGAUUUGGAACUGGGUGAUGAGGACGAGGUCCAAGAGAGGGAAACCAAGCAAGAAUACAACCUGCUUUGUGAUUGGAUCAAACAACAGCUUGGUGAUAAGGUAGCGAAAGUUCAAAUCUCUAAGCGCUUGAGCUCAUCUCCCUGUGUGCUUGUAUCUGGGAAGUUUGGUUGGUCGGCAAAUAUGGAGAGAUUAAUGAAGGCUCAAGCUCUUGGAGACACGCAAAGUUUGGAGUUUAUGAGAGGGAGGAGAAUAUUGGAGAUUAAUCCUGAUCAUCCUGUCAUCAAAGACCUAAAUGCUGCCAGCAAGAAUGCCCCUGACAGCAGCGAAGCUCAAAGAGCUGUUGACCUCUUAUAUGAUACUGCACUAAUUUCAAGUGGAUUCACCCCUGACAGCCCUGCUGAGUUGGGGAACAAGAUUUAUGAAAUGAUGGCCUUGGCCCUGGGAGGAAGAUGGGGUAGAUCAGAAGAAGAGGGAGAUGUAUCAGUUGAAUCUGAUUCAAACGCAGGUGAAGCUCAAGACACAGAAGUUUAUGAGCCUUCUGAAGUCAUAGCAGAGAGUGAUCCUUGGACAACUGACUAGACUAGGUGUUCUAUGCCCUCAAAGAAUAAGUUAAUUUUUUUGGCAUUAUAGGGAAUGAUAAGGUAAGGGAAAAUGGGGAAUAGACGCUGAAGGGAAAUUUCUUAUGAUUUCAUAGCACUGAAGGGAAUUUUAUCAUAUCAUGUAGAACAGUAGAACAUUUUUAUUUGGUUGAAGUAGAACAGUAAAGCUGUGAAUGCCAUAAAGGAGCUAGUGUUAUGGGGCCUUUCUCAAUGAAAUUAAGGUCCUGGGACUGGAGGUGGCAACAUUUUUGUUACUCGAUGGUCUUGUAAUUCUAUCAUUUUUAAGGGUUUAGAAUCUUUUGUUUGGCUGUUUGCGAACCUAUAAUAACUGCUUAUUUAUUUGUUUUCUCUUUA
Molecule: messenger RNA, 2889 nt
Organism: Lotus japonicus
Lineage: Eukaryota; Viridiplantae; Streptophyta; Magnoliopsida; Fabales; Fabaceae
Product: heat shock protein 90-5, chloroplastic
Exons: 19
Coding region: 143-2515 (790 amino acids)
Biological process (GO): protein folding; protein stabilization; cellular response to heat
Cellular component (GO): plasma membrane; cytosol; perinuclear region of cytoplasm
Molecular function (GO): ATP hydrolysis activity; ATP-dependent protein folding chaperone; ATP binding
Source: RefSeq, a predicted model, not a curated record